ACGUGUUGAAUUUUUGGGGUCGAAAUUCAUUUCAGCUUCGUUGUGAAAGUUUCAUCUCCGCUCUCCAGCUUCACGGAAGCCAUUGCCACUGGAGUUUCAAAAGCUUCAAUCGGUAACCAAAUUUCGGCAGUACACUCGUUUAAUUGCAAGCGUUGAGAGCCUACUGUCAGACCCCCAAGUUGAUUCUCUCCCUUGACACCUGCCAAUAUGGAGAUCUGUGCUCCAAGGACUUGUCUGGACAACCUAGUUUUACUGAGUUCCAAGAAGGCAAGAAAGUUAAAGAGGGAAAACUUGAAUAACCCUUCAUGCAAUAUGGCAACCUGGAGCUUUAGGACAGGUUCUUGCAAGUUGAUCCAUUCUCAUGAACCUUCUGUAACUAUACGUCCUCAGAGUUAUCAGAUUCUCAAAAGAUAUUCCUUGCCAGUCACAUCAGAGGAGUCUUCAAUGCAAUCAGAAGAUCUUUCUACACAUGAAGAGGAAAUUGUAAGUGGAGAGGAACUUCUGGCUCAACCCCUUAGCAGCGAACAGCUGAAUGCAUUACUGGCUGACUCAGAAAGAGAUAGGCUUGUCAAAAAGCUCAGUCACGCCAACCAGCAGAACAGACUUCUCAAACGACAGCUACAUGUAAAGGACGAAGAUUUGGUUAACUGUAAGACCGAACUUGCUGCCUUGGAUCAUGAAAUUCAGGGUUUGAUCAAACUAGCAGAAGAAAUAGCACAAUCUGGUAUACCAGAACGUACGAGAAAGAUCAAUGGGAAAUACAUUCAAUCUCACCUUCUUACAAAAUUAGAAGCUGUACACAAAAAGAUCGUGGAUCAAAUAAAAGAUGUAGAUUUGGUGCAAUCAAAAGAAGUUCCACUAUUCUGGUAUGGAAUGGCUGAGAACGUGCAAGUUAUGGGAACUUUCGAUGGCUGGAGUGUAGGGGAAGAUUUGUCACCUGAAUACACUGGAGCUUACUCUAAGUUCUCAACAACUUUAAGGCUUAGACCUGGGAGGUACGAAAUCAAGUUCUUAGUGGAUGGAGAAUGGCAGCUAUCACCAGAAUUUCCCACUGUUGGCGAAGGUUUGAUGGAAAACAAUCUGUUAGUUGUGGAAUAGUUUUGCUGUCAAUGAUUCAAAAUUAUGUAAAUCAAAUUUACAGUGUAAACAUCAAGUUUAUCCAUCACCAUACAUGGUAGAAGUAAUCUUUACAUUUAUGGAAGAUCGUACUUGUGCCAACUCUUUUAAUGCGAAUAAAUUGCUCAACCUUGUUAAAAAAGUUUAAAGAAAA
This is a messenger RNA of Cucumis melo (muskmelon), 1270 nucleotides long. RefSeq names its product protein PTST, chloroplastic. The record is from RefSeq and is a predicted model, not a curated record. Bases 208 to 1098 code for a protein of 296 amino acids. The transcript has 9 exons. NCBI's taxonomy places the organism in Eukaryota, Viridiplantae, Streptophyta, Magnoliopsida, Cucurbitales, Cucurbitaceae.